UCUGGGGAUCUAAGGAUAGUGAAGAGAAAAGCAUAGUGACUCCAUAUCUCAGAUUCCUUGAGUUGGUAUUGAAGAGCACUAGGAACCGAAGAUGAGUGAACUUGACCAGUUACGGCAGGAGGCUGAGCAGCUUAAAAACCAAAUUAGGGAUGCUAGAAAAGCAUGUGCAGAUGCAACUCUCUCUCAGAUCACAAACAACAUCGACCCAGUAGGAAGAAUCCAGAUGCGCACCAGGAGAACGCUGAGGGGGCAUUUGGCCAAAAUUUAUGCCAUGCAUUGGGGCACGGAUUCCAGGCUUCUGGUCAGUGCCUCACAGGAUGGCAAACUGAUCAUCUGGGAUAGCUACACCACAAACAAGGUCCAUGCCAUCCCUCUGCGUUCCUCAUGGGUCAUGACCUGUGCAUAUGCCCCUUCUGGGAACUAUGUGGCCUGUGGUGGCCUGGAUAACAUUUGCUCCAUUUACAAUCUGAAAACUCGUGAAGGGAAUGUACGUGUGAGCCGUGAACUGGCCGGACAUACAGGUUAUCUGUCCUGCUGCCGCUUCCUGGAUGACAAUCAGAUCGUCACCAGCUCUGGGGACACCACUUGUGCUCUGUGGGACAUCGAGACCGGCCAGCAGACAACCACGUUCACUGGACACACUGGGGAUGUUAUGAGCCUUUCACUCGCUCCCGACACCAGACUGUUUGUCUCUGGUGCUUGUGAUGCUUCAGCCAAACUCUGGGAUGUGCGAGAAGGGAUGUGCCGGCAAACUUUCACUGGCCACGAGUCCGACAUCAAUGCCAUCUGUUUCUUUCCAAAUGGCAAUGCAUUUGCCACUGGUUCAGAUGAUGCCACCUGCAGGCUGUUCGACCUUCGUGCAGACCAGGAGCUCAUGACUUACUCCCAUGACAAUAUCAUCUGUGGGAUCACCUCGGUGUCUUUCUCCAAGAGCGGGCGCCUCCUCCUCGCAGGGUACGAUGACUUCAACUGCAAUGUGUGGGAUGCACUCAAGGCCGACAGAGCAGGUGUCUUGGCUGGGCAUGACAACCGUGUCAGCUGCCUGGGGGUGACUGACGAUGGGAUGGCCGUGGCGACGGGGUCCUGGGAUAGCUUCCUCAAGAUCUGGAACUAACGCUGACAGCAGGUAGACGUCGUGGCGACUGGAAGAUCAUUCCAACCUUGAAGCGUUACAGUGAUAGCAUUUCCAAUCCACCCCUACUAACGUGGACGCCCUGCACCCCCUCAGAACUUCAAAAGGGCAAGACCUUUUCCUUCACUUAUUGCUGAAAUCAAGAGCACAAUUCCCACGAAGAGAAGAACCUCUGUGCUGUAAACUCAAACAAAUUGUGCAUUCCUCCCGGGACCAUUGUCUUUGUUUCCUUUUUUGUCUUGGAUGAAUUUAAAAGGAAAAACUAUAAU
Messenger RNA from Canis lupus familiaris (dog), 1401 nucleotides. RefSeq names its product G protein subunit beta 1 (gene GNB1). Gene Ontology annotation, molecular function: protein binding; signaling receptor complex adaptor activity. The transcript is spliced from 11 exons. The record is from RefSeq and is marked provisional. Gene Ontology annotation, cellular component: heterotrimeric G-protein complex; cytoplasm. Bases 92 to 1114 code for a protein of 340 amino acids. Lineage: Eukaryota; Metazoa; Chordata; Mammalia; Carnivora; Canidae. Gene Ontology annotation, biological process: G protein-coupled receptor signaling pathway.